GGGAAGAGCCUCGGCCACUGGUCCGACCUGGCGGUCCACCAGUCCUCCCAUUCCAGCGAGAAGCCCAACGCCUGCCCGGAGUGCGGGAAGAGUUUCCGGCAGCCCUCCGCUCUCGUCCAGCAUCGGCGGACCCACACGGGGGAGAGGCCCUACAAAUGCACCCAGUGUCUCCGGUCGUUCGGCCGCAGCUCCACUCUCAUCCAGCACCAGCGGACUCACACGGGGGAGAAGCCCUUCAAGUGCCCCGACUGCCCCAAGACCUUCGGCCGGCGCUCCAAUCUGGUCCAGCACCGGAGGACGCACACGGGCGAGCGGCCCUACAAGUGCGCCGAGUGCGAGAAGACCUUCGGCCUCAGCUCCACGCUCCUCCAGCACCAGAUCAUCCACACGGGGGAGAAGCCCUACAGGUGCGAGGCCUGUGGCAAGGCCUUCAACCGCCCCUCCAACCUGACCAACCACCGGCGCACCCACACCGGUGAGCGGCCCUACGCCUGCCCCGACUGCGGCAAGGCCUUCUGCGAGAGCUCCACUUUGCUCCAGCACCGCCGAACGCACACGGGGGAGAGGCCCUACGGAUGCCCCGACUGCGGGAAGAGGUUCGGCCUCAGCUCCACCCUGACCCAACACCAGAUCACCCACAGCGGCGAGCGGCCCUACGACUGCCCCCGCUGCGGGAAGGCCUUCGGCCUCAGCUCCAGCCUCCUCCGCCACCAGCGCACUCACGCCGCCGAAAAGCCGUCGCCCCGACGGACCGACCCCGGGGAGGGGGACCCCCGGGACCUCGGCCUGGGGGCUGGGGAGGGUCCGCCCGGGAAGCGACCCCAGGGGAGACCCUUCCGCCGCACUGGCCGCGGGCGGGGAUGCUCCCGGAGCGGGCCGCGCCGGCCCAGCCGGCCAGGCGGGAAGGGCCUCGUGGCCUCCGCCCGCCCCGUCCGACGCGGCAACCUUGGGGCACGGAGGACGCACACGGGCAACUGCCACCAGGCCUUCGGCCGGACCUCCGAACUCGCAUAGCAACACUUCUA
Tachyglossus aculeatus (Australian echidna) is the source of this 1025-nucleotide messenger RNA. RefSeq names its product zinc finger protein 79-like. Gene Ontology annotation, biological process: regulation of transcription by RNA polymerase II. Lineage: Eukaryota; Metazoa; Chordata; Mammalia; Monotremata; Tachyglossidae. The annotation marks the transcript as partial. Gene Ontology annotation, molecular function: DNA-binding transcription factor activity; RNA polymerase II cis-regulatory region sequence-specific DNA binding. The record is from RefSeq and is a predicted model, not a curated record. The transcript has a single exon.